AUGCCCUUCAAGUCAACCUACCCCUCUAUCAAUAUCUCGGAGAAUGUUGAUCUGUGGGCCCUCCUUUUCAGCGAUGAUUCCCCUUACAAACGAGAGUUUCCCCCUACGAAGGAGAUAUUGACAUGUCCUGUAACCGGGCAGUCAUACACCUGGUCUGCUCUGCGGGAUGCAGCACUGGCGUUUGGGAAUGGGUUGGUUGAGAAGUGGCAGUGGAAGAAGGGGGAUGUGUUGGCGUUCUAUACCCCCAAUUCUAUCGACACCCCCAUAACAACCCUCGGCGCUCUCCACACCGGCGCCACCAUCUCCCCCUCCAACCCCCUCUACACCCCACACGAGCUCGCCUUCCAGCUCACCGACUCCAACGCCAAAGCCCUCAUCACCCACCCCUCCUGUCUAUCGACUGCAAUCGAAGCCGUCAACAAAUCUAACCUCCCCCUUGAUCGGAUCUUGCUUUUAGGACCGGAGAGAUCCCACCCCCAAUUCCAACACUACACCUCCCUGUUUGUAUCCCGUACCAAUCCCCAAACCCCCGUCCCUAUCUCCCCAAAAACAGACCUCGCAUUCCUGGUCUACUCCUCCGGCACGACUGGUCUGCCCAAAGGCGUCCCAAUAACCCACUUCAACACCCUCUCCAAUCUAUUACAAGCCUCCUCCACCGAGGGCAGGCAGUUCCCCUGGGAGACGUCUGUUCAACUGGCUAUCUUGCCAUUCUUCCACAUCUACGGCUUGACAUGCUGCGUGCUGUUAUCAAUCCUCUCUGGUUGGCGGCUGGUGAUCCUCCCCCGAUUUGAUAUGCUCCAAGUGUUGAAGGCUAUUGAGCGGUAUAAAGUCAGCUUCAUGUACGUCCCCCCACCGGUGAUCCUCGCCUUUUCGCAGCACCCCGACGUUGGGAAAUAUGAUCUUUCCAGCUUGAGAGUCUUGCACUCGGGGGCUGCGCCGUUGGGGAGGGAGCUGAUCAGAAAGGUUUGGGAGAGGGUGAAGGUGCCAGUGAAGCAGGGGUAUGGGUUGAGUGAGACGAACGCGGUGGUUUGUUGCCAGGAGAUUGGGGAUUGGGAGAGGAGGAUGGGGUCUGUGGGGAGGUUGAUGCCGAAUAUGGAGGGGAUGUUGGUUGGGGAGGAUGGGAGGGAGGUGGCUGAGACGGGGGGGGAAGGGGAGUUGUGGUUGAGGGGGCCGAAUGUAUUUGGGGGUUAUUGGAAAAAGGAGGGACAGGAGGGGGUUUUUGGUGUGGAUGAUAGGGGUGGGAAGGGGUGGUUUAAGACGGGGGAUGUGGUGAAGGUGGAUGGGGAGGGGAAUUUUUGGGUGGUGGAGAGGGUGAAGGAGUUGAUCAAGUAUAAUGGAUAUCCUGUCCCGCCGGCAGAGUUGGAAGGGAUACUACUCACUCAUCCCGAUGUGUUGGAUGCUUGCGUUAUUGGUUUCGAAGACAAGAGCCUAGCUACAGAGGUGCCGAGAGCAUAUGUUGUUGUCAGGGAAGGGAUUGGUCGCAUUCCAACCAAGAGUCAGGAAUUGGUCGACCAUGUAACAAAACAAGUCGCUCCCCACAAGAAGCUCCGAGGAGGCGUCCAUUUCGUCGACCAGGUCCCCAAGUCACCCAGCGGCAAGGUCCUCAGGCGGAUCAUGAGAGAUCAGGCCAAAAAGGAUGCCCGACGAUCGGGCUCAAAGCUUUGAUCUCUUCACAGAAUCUAAUAUACACAAAUAUUUAUACAAAUCGUUCCCUCAUAUUUACAUUCCUCACAUCAAGUCUCCCUAGCCCAUCCUCUCCGCCUCCUCCAACAACUUCUCCACGCUAAACCUCUCAUCCCCCCUCCCAAACCACUCCAGCAACCUCCUCCUCUCCUCCGCCCUCUCCAUCCCCGCCUGGCCGCCCGCCCCAUCCCAACCCCCAUAAAACCUCUGCAAGCACAUCACCAAAAACUGCGCAUCCUGCACUUUAACCCCCCUAUCCUCCAUGACCGUCCCCUGCAUCAACACCACCCCCUUAUCCUUUGCCAAAUCCUUAUAGUGCGUUACGGUGGUAUGCGGCGAGGCAAACUCCCCCCUGGCUUUGUAUUCAGCUAGUUGGGUGAACAACACAGUCGAAGAAUUGGUCGCGGGAUCCCAAGUCCAUUGCACAAAGUGGAUUUCUGCGCCUUGGUCAGGGUGCGGUACGGGGAGGACAAAGUGAGGGUUUUGGCGCGCGGUGGCUUCGAGCUGGGAGUAAGUCCCUGAAGGGAUCACCGCGCAGAGGGAGUUUGGUUUGGAGGCGUGGUGAAAGCGCCAGAUGGCGGUGAGUUCUUUUUCUGGGAGGGAGGAGACUUUGGGGAGGUCGAGGACGGAGGAGAGGGGUUUUAUGCCGGAGGAGUCGAGUUUUUUAGAGGGGGUUCGCGGUGGUGGGGGUGGUGGUGAUUGUGCAGGUGAGUUUGGUUGUGAUAAUGGGGAUUGUGGUGAUGGUGGGGGCGUUGGGGGUACGACAACGUCGGCUUCUUUGCGGAGUUUUUGGAUCUUCUCGGCGUAGGCGGCUUUGAGGGAGUCGAUUGUCUCGUGGCCUUCUUCUUGGGCCUUGCGGGCGAGCUUUUCGCGGUAUUUUUCGAGGGUGUUGAGGGGUUGUUGGGUUGUGGCUAGGAGGCGGAUGUCGUGGACUUGGGCCCAGCGGCGUUGGUGGGAGGCGCGGAAAGUUCGGGCCGCGCUGGAGAGGAGGUGACGGAGCAUGGGGGGGCGGAGGGACGCCAUGGUGGGUGUUGUGGUUGGUGGUGG
Molecule: messenger RNA, 2730 nt
Organism: Podospora pseudocomata
Lineage: Eukaryota; Fungi; Ascomycota; Sordariomycetes; Sordariales; Podosporaceae
Exons: 3
Coding region: 1-1665 (554 amino acids)
Biological process (GO): secondary metabolic process
Molecular function (GO): CoA-ligase activity
Source: RefSeq, a predicted model, not a curated record